Plasmodium fragile is the source of this 12528-nucleotide messenger RNA. RefSeq lists its product as uncharacterized. The record is from RefSeq and is a predicted model, not a curated record. The transcript is spliced from 3 exons. Lineage: Eukaryota; Apicomplexa; Aconoidasida; Haemosporida; Plasmodiidae. The coding region runs from base 1 to 12528 and encodes 4175 amino acids.
AUGGGAAAUUGCAAAUCGUAUUCCGCGAACUUCAAAGCUUAUAAAAACAACACAAAUGAACUGUACGAAAAUUUAAUAUGCCACUUUGUGAAGGAGGAUAACCUUAGCUUCUGCCAGAAGGCCUUCGUCAUAUAUGAAUUCCUAAAGAGGAAGCCCGAAAGUAAAGAUGAGUGCGUAUACUAUGUCGCGCAAUGCGCGAACAGGAAAAAGGUGAAAAAUGCAUUGGUAUACCUAAGUGAAGAAUACAACAUCGACAUUCUGAAUUUUCUAUUGAAGCUAUUUAAAAAAAUGAACAAUGAGUACUAUAACAAUAAGAGUAAUUUUUACUUCAGUAGUUAUUAUAAUUACUUUCUGCGAGACGAGUCCAAAUUUGCCAAUUUUUAUGAACAAAUGAGCAUAAUACAGAACAUAUAUAAUUUUGUGCGUCUAAAAUAUAUUCUUGAGAAUGUUUGUCUUCAUGUGUACUUUGAAGAUGUGGAUAACUCCAGUGAGUUUUACCCAGUGAAUGAUAACAUUGUGAAAAAAACUUUUCACACGAAUGAAACAGUAAAGGAAAAGUCAAUUGAAUUAUUUCACCUGAACAAAAAGCUACUGGGGAACUUAUCAACAGAAAGAAAAAAAAUGAUAUAUUUAAUAAAAAAGAGUUUUAUAAACAUUGAAGAUUUUUGUAGAAACCAUUUAAACUGCAACGCAUUUGAUGACUUCAAAAUGGCGAAUGUUAUGUGUUUCUACAUUUUGAACAAUAAUUAUAAAAUUAAGUCAAUUUUGUAUAAUAUAUUUACCAUUUUGUUUUUUAUAAAUAAGUUUGUUUCGCUCUACGGGUCACAGAAGGGGGAUGGUGAAAAUGAACAGGCCGAAGGGAAAAAACACUUUGAUGAUAAGGUAAAGUACUCCUUGGAGCACAGAAACGUGUAUGCGACGUACUUGUUCGUCUGCUUAUGCCUAAGCUUUGAUAAGAAAAUUGAAGAAGACGCCAUCUUCAAUGCGAACAUUAAUGUAAAUCAGAAGGACGUAACCUUCGUGAAAUAUGUCAACGAGUUUUUAGACAUUUGUACCUACUCACAGAAAAAAUUAAAUAAAUUUUUUUUACAAGAAAGUAAAGAAAAGAAAAUCUACAACUGUACCAUGAGAGCUAUUAAAAAUGCGUACAUGAAUAAUAACCUUGUGAAUUCUCAUUACAUAUGGCGGAGAAGGUAUAUAAAAAGUGUGUUAAAUGUUGGGAAUAGUAAUUAUUUUAUAAAAAACAAUAUGAUAGUUUUUUGUUUUAUUUUGUUUGAAAGUUCCCGCACCGCUCUUUCGCGCACGAGUAGCAAAAAGGGCAGCAUCGAUCACCAGGGUAACAAAUCGUUCUUCGAAAUGAAUAACCGUUUGUUCCGGAAGGGGAACCAUGCUUAUGAAGAAAAAGUAACGCUACGCAGAAAGCUCUGGAGAAAGGUGGUGAGGACUAUAAAGUUCAGACACAGCAAUAAGAACAGCCAUUACUACAAUACGAAUGGUGAGGACAACGAAAACGAUAACGAGCACAAUAAUUACAACGAUAAGGAUAAUCAGAGCGAUGAUAAGUCCGAAGCAAAAACGACCCAGUCGCUCAACUCCGAAUUGAAAAGAACCGAUCAUGUCGAGUUUGACCUGAACAACAUAGCCCUUUUUAGAGUCGAUUUGUACAAGCUCAAUUUGGAAAAUAAAGACAAAUUUGAGGAAAACGUGCAGAAUUACGUAAAAUUGUACACCAUCGAAAGGAGUAAUAAUAACCAAGAGUAUUAUGUGAGUAAAAAAAUUGAAAGUCAAGCAGACCACGAGUUGGUACAGACGAUGAAAGAGAACAUGGUGCACAUAAUUAACGUUUUAAAAACCAUGAAAAAUAAAGAAAUAGGCUAUAUAUAUCCUGCCAGUUAUUACGAUGAAUCGUAUGGUAAAAUGAAAAAGGAGAAGAAAACAUUCCCAAAUGGAAGUGAGACACGAGUGGAAAGCAAUGACAAUUCUAAUCGGUCCAAAAGUACAGAUAAAACUUUUAAAAAGGAAAGAGGGGAAGACACUAAUUUGCUGAACAAAAAUUAUAACCAUUUUGGAUCGCCAAAUUAUAUGAAUGAAGAAAAUAGCACUAAACAUUUGAAUGAGUCCGAGGAGGGGAAAAAGGGACCCUUUGGUUUUACAACACAAAAUGAGCUCAAGAAACCAUUUUUCAUUGGCAUACAUGAUGCCUUCGUUCCGUUUGAAAUGGACAAACUGAUUCUGAAAGUGACCAAUUUGAAUUGUGCACAGGAGGAAGUGAUUAAGAAGGAGAAUAAACUGUACGACCAGGUGGUUAGCCACGCCAGGGGUAUCACCAAGGGAUAUGAUGAGUACGGCGGAGAGGGAAGCGGAAAGGAAAGUGAAGAAUUGUGCCAGAAUAAACAGGAGGUACUACAUGAAGGUGAUAAGUCAAAAGAGGAUAAAUCGUUAACCCCAUCGGAAGAACUCACAAAUGACAAAGGGGUGGAACCAAUAUUGAAAAGGUACAGCUUUGCAGAUAAUGCCAGACAUAUACAAAUGGCGUUGAACAAGUUGAGUCGCACCAUGAGGAAGAAUGGUGACGUGGAGACAAGCAGGGACAGCCCCAAUGGGGAUUUUUCGCCUCUCCAUGAAGCCACACGAACGGACAACAAUGUGAAAGAUGCCAAGUGCAACAAUCAUCUAGAGAAACAAAACAGGGGGGAAAUUAAUAGGAAGAAAGAGCAAGUACAGAAGGGUGAUGGUGAUGAUGAAGAAGAAGAAGAAAAUGAAGAAGGACAUCAUCAUUUGAGAAACCCCCCAAUUGAUGUGCCAAACGAUGAAGAAGAAAUAUACCAAAAUGAUACCCCAGAUAGUUUUAAAAUAUUUGUGCAACACAAACCGAUAGGGGAAAUAAGCCCCUUUGUGAAUCAAAAAUGUAUAAACAUCCAUUUUGAUAUGUUUAAAAUACACGACGGGAGAAAGAAGUUACUGCUGAGUACAUAUGUGAGCACAGAAAAGGCGGUUUCGUACAAAAUUACACUGAACAGGAAUGAGCCAUUUGAAUAUAUGAUGGAUAUGCUAUUUCUGCAUUUAAAUUAUAAUAGGCUCUACUUUGUAUACAUUCCCAAGAAAUAUAUAUGUAGCAACAGCUGCUCCAGUGGAUCCAACGCGAAAAAUAAUCCUUUCUUGAAUUUCAUGUGCUGCAGUUGUGAUAUAGUACUAGAAAAUUUAUUUAUAACCCCUGGUGAAAGUUUGAAAAAUUUUCCAAUCGAUAUGCACGUGCCUUCCUACUUCGAAAGGACUCAUUUUGUGGAGGUCAUUUUGCUUCUUCUGGUUGACAUGGUAAAGACGUACAGCAAAAUAAAAAAGCUGCAGUGCCAUUUUGACACCAAGUGUAAAGAAUUUAUAAAAAGUUUUUAUCACUAUAUCGCAAAAAUAAAAAAAAGAAACAGCAUUUUUUGUAAAGAAAAAAAAAUGAAUAUUUUAGCUAUUACGAGUGGUUUUCUCAAAAAGACAAGUGUAAAGAAUUCAGAUCAGGAUAGUGUUUUUAGCAACGAUUUAAACUUUUCGUCCAUAAUGCGUCGCUCAAUUUUUAAUGAGAGAUACGGUACCGGGAAAGAGAGCAGUAAUGUGGAGGCCAAGUUACAGAUCAUGAAUGUGUCUUCCACGCUGCAUUCGGAGCCAUGCACUAGUAACGCGAAUGUAGGGAACGACGCCACCAACGGCAGAGCUGAUAAUACCAGCGUCAGUGGGUGUAACAAUUUCGGCAUUGCGAUUGCUGAGGAAGGGGCAAGCACACUGAACAGUUGCAAUCUGGAAGGAGGAUACAAAUACAAAAAUAUAUACAUAAAAAUAAUUGACCAGAAGUUGUAUGAGUUCAUCUCAGAUUAUAUGAACUACAUAAGGGAAAACAACAGCUACUAUUACCUUAGUCCGUACUUCUUUGUGUACAAAUUCAGAGGCUUGUGCUUUUUGUGCAUCCCCGUGUGCAACAACUUCUAUUUGAUUUUCCAUCUUUUCUUUUUCCAUCUGUUCAAGUGCUCAGAUUUUUUUAACUACAAAAUAAGCUUCAGCAGAGGUACCAAUGAGGAGGAGCCUUCCAAAGGGAAUUACAUCCAGCACAGUAAUAACAACUUCUUAUAUAUUAAUAACAUAAUAAGAAUAUUAAAUGUUCAUAAAAAUAACAAAACGUACAUGAAGUACAUCUCCCUAAUGAAGGAGCCACAUAAUAUUAGUAAUAGCAUUUGCCACUACUACAAAUGGAAGAAGAAUAAAAUAAUUAUUGACAUUAGGAACUCUUUUUCGUCUCCGUAUUUUAUUCGCACAAAAAGUUUUAUCAGUUUUAUUGAGAGCACAAAUUUGCACAUAAAUCUGAAGAAGCUAUACCUGAACAAGGAUUACAUGUUUUCUCUCAAUUUGGACAAGAAGAAUAAGCCCCCGAACGAGUGCUAUUCCAACGCUAAUGAUAUAAUUUUUAUGUUUAACCAUUAUUUUAAUAUUUACACUUACUUUUAUGGUGAGAAAAACAAUAACCCAAGUAAGGAGUUGUUUCAACACAACAGGUAUAUUAUCAUUCCCUAUUUCAAAGAUGUGUACAUACGGCGUGAUAAUAUACACAUUUAUUUGAAGAUGCUGGAAGAGGAACACACAAAAGAUACGUUCAGUGAUAAAACGUGUUUGGAUGAAGAUGAAAGGAGUAGUGGCGACAUGUACGAUAAGGUGCAGGGCACUGAUAAAGAUUUAACUAAAGAAGAAGAGGAAAAGAAGGCAUAUAAAUACGCCUUUAUUUACAAUUUGUAUGAAAACUAUGGAGAUAUUUUUAUAAAUUAUUUUUAUCUUGUCUUGAAUAAAUUAAUACUAGAAAUAGUGAACGAAAUAAAAUUAAAUAAUUUUUUAAGCAUUCGAAACUUGCUACAAUUAUUAAACAAGUAUGAAGUAAAUUUUGACACCUUUUUCUGGGUUGUCUAUGACAAUUAUGUAAAUAUUUACAAAAAAUAUUGUGCUCAUGCAGAAUUGGUGAAGUUUUUUAACAAUAAUCGAAAUGAGACCAUCGAUUUUGAUUAUUUAAAAAAAAUUAAAUAUAAUUAUUGCAACAAGAAGAAGUUUUAUGUUAAAAGAAUUUUGCUAUUUUCAGUAUGUUUGUUGUUGGCCUUUAUUUGUAAACGCAUAUUAGAAUUCUUUGUGACAAAUUUGAAUUGCCCAUACGAAAGUGUAUUCAGUGGGAUUUGUCACUUUUUCUUUUCAAGCAGCAAACAGAGGGAGCCAAAUGAUAAUUUACACUUGAAUCUGCUCAAGUCGAUUUAUUUUAACUUGUUUUUGUCACUAAGUUUUGUCUUACAGUACAUUCCGCUAAACGUUCAGUACUUAAAUUUGUUUAAAAUUAUAAGGAAGGUUAAAAAGUAUAAAAUUAUUUUGGCCUUUUGUUUAAACUAUAUAUGCGGAGUAAAUUUGCCCUUUUAUAUCUUCCACGAACUACAGCAUAUGCCCCAGAAUUUGCUAAACGAUUUUUUUUCUCUGAACAAGGGGGAAGACAGAACGAACUGGUCCUGCAGCCACAUUGAAUUAAGUAACACAAAAAAUGCAAACGAAUAUAAAGAUAAAACCUGUUGCGUUCAGAAGGCAAACUUAAAAGUGAGCGAAAAUGAACACAUCGAAUGGAUAGAUGAAAAUGGCGAUUAUAACAUCCCCGACGAUUCGUUACCCUUGUGCAAAAACAAGAAGAUGAAAAAGAAAAUUUUAAAGCGUUAUCGUUACAAGGCUGAAAAGAAAAAAAAACGAAAUCUUGUGCAUCUCAUGAUAAAAAUGCAUUUUAAUGCCAAUCCACGGACAUUUACAUUUCAUGAUUUUACCCAGGCGUCAGACAACAUCCUCACGUACUUUUCCAAUAGGAACAUACAGCAUUUGAAGCAAGGCAGAAGUGCUCAUGGCGAUUUGUUCGCCCUGAUAUAUGCUCACUUUGUUAACUUUCUGUUCUCAUUUUGUCAAAGGGGAAAUUUCGGGUUAAGCGAACUUCAAAGUGGAACAAGUGUAAAUUAUUCGAAUGGCGACAUGGGGGACACAAAAAUGGUAGACACAAGUGAAUUAUUAAAUGAUGUCCAUAAAAAAGCUUCAGCCUUUUGUGAAAAUUCAAACGAGUAUUUAAAAGAGCCAGGCAUGGCGCUACACUCAUGUAACAACAUGUUAAGCCUGCGUGUCAAUUUCCCAUUUUUGGGGGUGCAUAGAUUCAUGGAAGAAAACAUUUUCCACGUGCUUCUGAACAUAAUUGAAACACAUUAUUCUCACCUACUAAUAAUUCUACCGAUAUUUAUGAAGGACAGCUUUAACCUCCUAACGUACGAUUUGAAAGUGUACCUAAUAAAUAUAUUUUUUUACAUAUUCAUUAGAACGGAUAAGUACAGAAUAUGCGACAUGAAUAAUAAAAAAAGACAAUUCACCAAAGUGGGUAAGAAUGGCCCUGUCAAGCCGAAGCAAAAUGACACAUUCCGCGUUUGCCGCAGGAACGAUAUGUCAGGUGAAACCAGUGCAAAGGAUUUUUUCCUGAACAACGCAUUGGAUUAUUCGACAAGGAACUACUUAGAAAUAAUAAGAACAGAAGGAAGGUAUGCUCUAAGUGAUAACCCUAAUAUAGAUGAGUACGAAUAUGGAUGCAGAAACGAAGCCGAAACGGGAAAUGACGAAACUGAGUACGAAACUGAAAAUAAAAGGGACACAGAAAAUGAAGCAGAAACGCAAACCGAAACUGAUACCGACCUAGACGGAGUGAACAAAUGUGCAAAGGAACAUGCAAUUUUUGAAAGGGAAGAUUCGAUGGGCAAUAUGAAGGAAAAGAUUAAAAUGAUCCUGCUAGAGAAUGAUUACAAUGUGUACUUAAUAGAAUUUUUCUUUAAAAUUGUUUUGAGGAUAAUUCCAUUUUUUAAACAGAUGAACAACAAUAAACACCCAAGCUCAGCUAAAUCGAGUAUUAUUUACAACGUUAAGAUAAUACUAAGUUUUUUUAGAUCAUUUCAGAACGUCAUUUUAUCCAUGAGAAAUAAUUUUCAUAUAUUUAUUUACUACUUUUUCAUAAAAGGUUAUAUAUCCCUUAUGUUGAUGAACACGCAUAGAGCGCUGAAAUGUUUUAAGAAAGUUUUUGUCCUCAUCGUAUUCUUUUUUGGAAACCCCAUAAACUCCAUAAACAGUCACCCAUUUUUAGUAUACGUUACGUACAUUUUGUAUGUGCUAACACUUUUAUCCAAGCUGAACGUGGUAAAUUUUCAUGAACAAGUAACGCAAGAGGAAAACAAAAUUAUUACAGAUGACACACAUGAAAAAAGGUCCACGGAUCAGAGUGAUAGCAUGAACAAUGAGGAGCAUGCAGGUAGUCACCCACGAGAGAAGAAAGAAUUAGUGGAGGACAACGAAGAAAGGGGGGGAAAAAACAUGUCAUUGAAGGAAGACAAUGCUCCGCCCAGCAACGCGUGGCUGAAACAAAAAUAUGAAAUAUGGAUGUACCUGGAAAUAAUUCGCACCAUUAAGAGAAAUUAUGUAAAGUUUAACAACAACAUAUAUUUAGUUCCUUUGAAUUAUUUAUUUAUAAACAUGAAAAAACUUUUUAACAAAUAUUUGGACGAAUUAAAGAGGGUUCACAAAAUUCAAAAAACGGAUGAUAAGGAUAAAAUGGACAAAAAUUUUAAAAGAAAAAAGGCAAGUUUACCGAAGAAAGAAAAACUUGAAGAUAACUCCGUAUUAAAAGAAAUCAAUCUAAACGACAAAUUGGAAGAUAAGAGCUUUCUUAUAAACAUUAAUAACAGCUUUGUGUCCUUGUACCCGACAGUUCAAAAUGUGAGGGUACCCAAGGUGUACCGGAAGGGGGGGGAGAUGGAUAAGUCAUUCCCAUCGACCGCAGAUUUUGUGAAAAGGACAAAUGUGUCUGAACAGAAGGCGAGCGCUGAUGAGAAAAGUAGGGGAAAAAAAGAAGUCCAACAUGUUGAUGAACCCAAGGAUGUGAAACGUGAUCAUAAGGGAGGUGAACAAAGAAUGGAAGCAAAAAUGGCACCAAACGUGGAACAAACUGUGGAAGAACAGCCAAAUGUAAGGCAAAAGAAGGAAAAGAAAAACACGCACAUGAACAUGAACGCGAGUGAUUGGCCAAGAGAUGGUUUGCCCGCGCAGAAGGAAGAAACCGUGAAGGACAAAUGCGCAAAAUCGGUUUACGCCCGUGUUGACAAAAAGGAUACUAGCAAUCUGUUAUUGUAUAACCUAAUUUAUAUUAACAAAAUGAACAGAAAGUUGAACAAGUGCAAAUUUGUUUCCUUUAAUUUUAAGUACGACCAUUAUAAAAAAGUAAUAUCAGAUUAUAGCAAGUAUUACAAAAUAAUAUUGGACACUUUUAAGAGGAAAUUGUGCGAAUCUUACUAUGCGUACACUUUUGGAAAUAACGAAAAUGGAAGCCUUGCUAUUGGGACCCCGUCCUACCUAAAAUUGUCUCCAACUAUUGGUUCAAUGGGAUAUGAUAAAAACAAGAAAAGCGUAAAAAAGGGCACAGAUUUUUGGUUUACCAAUAAUUUGCAACUAAUACCAAUUAAAGUAAAAAAAAUGUGCAUGAAUGAAGGUAUGAUUUCAAUAAUUGACAAGAAGCAUAACCUAUACAUUGGUGGCAAUAACACUUUUUUUGAAACUAGGAAUAAAUUAAAUUUUAAAGACAAUAAUAUGAAAUUAAAAAAUAUGGAAAAAAGGAAAUUAAGAAAUAAUCCUAUAGGCAGUAAUGAAAAAAUAGAAAUUGACAAAUUCUUUACAAAUUUAAGAUUAAAAAAGAUGAAAAAACAAGAACAGAAUUUUCUGGACUAUAAUAGUUCCUCAGGAGACAGUGACAUUUUACUGUUUGGAAAUUCAUCGGGAUAUAAUGAAAUUACAAACUUCCUAAAGCCUAUGUUUCAUUGUGAGAAAUUAAUUGAUUGUUACAAGAGUGUGGAUCAUAAAGAUAAGAGCCUAUGCAACUGUACUGUGUGUUGCGCGCCGUUAAAUGUUAAAUCAGAUAACUUCAGCUCUUGCGAAAGUGAUGUGUGUUCUUCGUUCGAUAGUGAAGAUAGUGACAUGACGUAUAUUAAAGUUAGCGAUGUAGAUGAAAUAAACAAGAAUAUGAAUAUAAAUAUGCUGCUUAACCGUCAUACAGAUAAAUCCUUUUUUGUGAAAAAAAGAAAUUAUUACUUAAAAAAAAUGUCCAUAGACAAUUUUAACAUUUUUAACUCUAUACUGUAUUCAUCGUCUUAUGCAAAUCAGUAUUUAGCAUAUGUUCUACCCGACCAUAAAAGUUCCACGAAAUUAAUGAAGAAAAUUUUUAGACAAAUUUCUAAUGAAUAUUAUGGCGAAAGGGUUAGCAAUAAUUUAAAACAUGAUCCUAAUGAAACUGUAGAUGGAGAAAAAAGGAAUUAUGAUGAUUAUAAAUAUUCAAAAAAGUACAUGAAAGGACAAAAAAAAAAAAACGCUAGAGGAAACUGUAAAAAAAGUGCAACGUCAACCAAGGGCAAAAGUGAAACCAUAUUGCUAGAUAGCAAUCUUAAUCACAACAAAUUCAUUUAUAAUUUUAUUCAUGAUAUAAAAACUAGAGUAAAAUUUAUUGAUAUUUACAAUGGUGCAGAUUUUGUCAUUUCCAUAAACAAUUUUGGUCAUGUGUAUUCAUGGGGGAACAAUAAAUAUGGAUGUUUAGGGACUGGCGAUAAGAUCAACAGAUACGCGCCUACGUUAAUUAACCCUGGCCAUUUUUUUUUGUAUGAUUUUGAAAAGUUACAGAUACACACGAAUUAUAAGACAGAAAUAAAAAUAAAGGGGUCAGAAAAGAUAAAUAGCAGGUGCUCUGAAAAUAUUUUGUACAAUUCGUUAAUCCUAGAAACAAUAAAAAAGAAUAUUUACAAUAAAAAUAAAAGUUCACAAAGUGCUUUAAAGGAGAGCUCUGUAAAAUGUAAUGACUGUGAUGCAAAGUUAGUCAAUUCAGGCAAUUUACUAAAUGGAAAUAAAUACAAAGAUGAAGACUUUUUCACCCUAAAAACAAACAACAUUUACACUUCAGAAAAUAUGUUUAAUUUUGAAAAUUUAGAAGUUAAAAAUGUAGUUAUAAGCGUACACAAAAUAUAUGUCCCCAUUAGUUCUAUAUUCUGUGGAAAUAAUCAUGUGUGCGCAUAUUCAAAUGGAUCUAUAUUUAUGUGGGGAGAACAGAAGCUAGGUCAAACAUCCGUUCCUUUCGAAAACAUUUACUUUGAUAGCUUUAACAAGUCGGAGUUUUCAGAUAGUGAUUCAAAUAAUAACUAUAAACAAAAAAAAAAGGAAAAAAAGGAAAAUAGCAAAAAUAAAAUGUCAGAACUUUUAUCUUCUUCCGUAUCUUCAUCCACCACGGAAAGUUACUACUUUAAUAUGAUAGACAAGAAGAAAAUAGAAAAUAUAAAGAAUAAGUUUAACAAGGGUAAACUUUCGUUUUGCAAAAAAAAGUUCAGUUCUAACGUUGAAAAUCCCAUUCAAAAUAGUUUUAACAUCACAAAUAAUGAGAUAUUACUCAACGACAGAAAAUUAAAAUUACACUCCAAUUUAAACUCCAUGAAUAAUAUAAAAAGGAAAAAAAUGAACAACAAUUUAGUUCUUGUUCCAAUUCAAGUGUGUAUAUUUAAUUUAUCAUAUAGAGUUAAAAAGAAUGAAAAUAGUGCAAAUAAUAAAAUAACCAGUAUGGAUUCGAUCGAGGCUAAUGAUACGUGCAGUGUACAAAAUUUAAUAAAUUUACAUUGCAAUUUACAUCAACUGGAAAAUGAUGAUGAUAAUGAUAAUAACAGAAACGUUAAUAAAAGCUCGCAAAAAAAAGUAGAACCACAAAAUAGCAAUUUAAAAAGAAAAAACAGCUAUAUUAGGAUAUUUGAUUAUCUGGAAACUUUUAUAAAAGCAGAAGUAGUAAACAUCUACAUGAGUCUUUUUAGAAAUGAUAUAAAUAUCUACACCAAUAUCCCGAACAAUAUUAACAUAAAUCCUUAUAUUUAUGGAAUGAAAUUUUAUGAUUACAACUUUUACGAUGAAAAGUAUAUGAAUGUGCAAGACUACUAUAGUGAAACGCAUAACAGAAAAGAGUGUACACAUAACAGUAAUAAAAAAUUCAACGUUUCAAAUGAAAAUUAUUGUAAAAAUGAGCGUGUUGAUUUAUAUAAAAAAGGAAAUGAUGAAGAGGGUACUAAUAAAAAAGAUUAUGGCAAUUCGCUAAAUUCACAAAAAAAAAUUGACAUUCUUAAUGUUGAUGAUCCAAAUAAAUUUGUAAAAUUAAUGAAAGAAAACGAAAUUAUUAAUCCACAGAUUUACGAAUAUAUCGAGAAAGAAGAAACUGUAUGUAUCAAUAUUAAACUAAUCAUCUUUUUAUUUUUAUUUGUAAAAAAAAAGUACAUGACGAUUUUCUUGAACAGUAUUUUAAUGGUGUCCAAUGUAUCAUGUGGGGAGGCAAAUACUGUAAUAACGUGCUUUAAAAAAAGCAUAUAUGAUAAAUAUUAUCAAUAUAUAAUGAAAAACAUUACUUGCUCAGAGAAUUAUAAGCAUAUGGAAAGUGAGAAAAUGAAGUCAAAAAUGAGUAAGAACUUUCCUGAAUGCUAUUUGAGCUCAGGAAGUGAAUUAAGCGAUUUCAUAUAUAGAAAUGACAUAUAUGACAUUAAAAAUUACACCAGCACAAUUGUAAAUUGGGGAGAUAAAUCAUUUGAUGAAUUUAAACUCAUGGAUUCAACCUAUUCGUGUUCCGACACAUCACGUUUAUAUCGUAUGAUAGAAGAAAUGCUGGCACACUACAUGUGCAUCUAUGUAUGUGGCAGGGAUACAAACAAUAACUUAUGCAUAAAUAACAUUAACCAAAGUGUGUACACCUUUACCCGAAUCAGUAAUAACUUUUUUUACUACAAUUUUAAUAAUUUUUUAUUCUUGUACAAGUACAAUUAUUACCUAUAUUAUAUACACAAAAAUAACGUUCAUAUAAGUCAUAAUAACGACACAACGCAUAUACAGAAUAAUCCCCUUACAACUUUUAAGAAUAGAUUUAAUACAUUUGGAAAUAAGGAAAAUAAUACAAAUAUAACAAAUUCGAAAGCUGAAGGUAUUUCUCCAAACCAGUUUAUAAUAAUAAAAAAAAUUGUCUGUAGCAACAUUGUAACAUGUGUGCUUGACAUCCACAAUAAUAUAUACAUGGCAGGGGACCUGAAAUACUAUUUUCCUAAUUAUUUUCAACACAUGGCCUAUGGAUCAUCACCUUUUAUUAACAUUAAUUUGAAUAAUACGAAGACCAUAAAGAACAUAUCCAUUAAUGAAAAUAAUAUAUUUCUGAUUUAUGAUGACAAUUCUUUAAAAAUAUUAGGUUAUAAUGAUUACAUUGAUUUUUUCAAAUAUAACCACCCUGUAUUUUUCACUAAUAAGCAUAACCAGAAGCACCCUUACAAUAUGCUAACAAUACAAAAUUCCGAUUUUUUAGUAAAACAGGUGCACGCUGGAAAUAAUUCUGCUGUUUUUGUUAUGAAAAAGAAAAGAGGGAAGAAAUUUCCCAAAAAAUCAAUUAAGCAUUUUAAUUAA